ACCAAGAUGACGUGCGCCAACUGAACUCGUUUUCGGUUCGGUCAGAGAGGAGAGAGCGAUUAUAUCAUAGACAAGUGAAUCGGGAUCAUUCAGACCAAAAUCGUAGUGACAUUAUGAAAGCACACCAGCGAUCAUUUAUCAGUGCUGCUAGUAACCAGACCUGUAAAAUCUAAGGGCAUGUGUAUAUCGUUCUACGAGAUGCAAUUUCCACAAGCUUGAAAUCCCUGCUGGAGCCACAUGUUGAUGACGAUGAUGACACUGCACAUCUGAGCUGGAAUAUAGCACACUUUCAUCAUUUAGGAGUCCCCUCACCUCCAUCAAAAGUCGAAGGAUGUAUUCUUUGGGCUGGGUUUUCCUGGUUUUUGGCUUAACAACAGGUGUCACAGGACAAGGAUUUAACUGCACCUUUGAGGGCAACAAUCUAUGCGGCUGGACACAAUCAACUAUCGACAGCUACGACUUGGUUCUCGACUCUGGGGGAACAGCUUCAGGCAAUACAGGUCCAAGAUACGAUCAUACAAGCGGUGACACAUCAGGAACCUACUUACACCGAGAGGCUAACGACAGACAAAAUGGCCCCGACGCAGUUUUACUGAGUCCAGAAGUGGCCUACAUUAUGGACCAGGUGUACUGCUUCGUGUUCUGGUACAAUAUGUUUGGAACAGAUACAGGAUCCCUGUCUGUCUAUGCAUAUCCAACCGACGAUGGCCACGAUGUUUCAUCCAAACAACCCUUGUUUAGCAUUUCGGGUCAACAGACCGGCCAGCAUGCAUGGCUGCGUGCUCAAGUCGACGUCUCCAACCAAACGUCAAAUUUCACAGUGGCUGUGGAGUUGACAACUACCAGUUCGGCUAAGAGCGAUAUUGCGAUUGAUGACGUUGAACUUUGGUUGACUGACUGCCCAAUGCAAAGCACGUCCUUCAACUGCAGUUUUGACGAUGGUCCCUGUGGUUGGAUACAGUCAACUGAUGAUGACUAUAACUGGGCGCUGGAACGUGAAAGAACUCGUACAGAUCACACGGGACCAAGAUUUGAUCAUACUACCGGAGAUGCAACAGGCUUGUUCUAUUAUAUCGAGGGCAACGAUCCAUCACUUAACGACAAGGCUGUACUUCUCAGUCCCGUUAUUUCGGGCUCCCUCACACAAGAUUCCUGGUGUUUAAGUUUCUGGUACAACAUGUAUGGUCGUGAUAUAGCAUCCCUGCAUGCGUAUGUGAUUCCUGCUGGUCAGAGUACCAAUUUAGGUACUCAAACUCCAGCGUUCUCCGUAACUGGGCAACAAACUGGCCAGCGAUUAUGGAUAGAGGCAUUGGUAGAUGCCACCAACCAAACAUCUGAUUUCAUAGUAGCAUUGGAGGCUGUUGCAGGGAGCACCAAACUGACUGAUAUUGCAAUCGACGAUGUCACAAUAUCUCCAGAGCUUUGCAUGUCAGAUACCGAUCUUAGCUUCAGUUGCAACUUCGAGCAAGGCUAUUGUGGAUGGACACAGUCUACUGAUGAUGACGUUAAUUUGGCUUUGGAGCGGGGACAAACAUAUUCAUCUUCAACUGGACCCAGUUUUGAUCACACCCUUGGCAGUAAGCUAGAAUUUCUUCAUACAAGGAGUGAAGACUUUGUCAAAUGAAUCACCACUCUGGUUAUACAUCAGACUACGUAAUUUCUCAGUACAACAGCCCAGGUCUUUCGCAAAUGAUGUUUUAUUUAGCAGACGUUUCCCUUAAACUAGCACAGAAUCUAAAAUAUAGCGUCAAGAAUUCUUAUUCAGUU
Messenger RNA from Acanthaster planci (crown-of-thorns starfish), 1767 nucleotides. RefSeq lists its product as uncharacterized. NCBI's taxonomy places the organism in Eukaryota, Metazoa, Echinodermata, Asteroidea, Valvatida, Acanthasteridae. The record is from RefSeq and is a predicted model, not a curated record. Gene Ontology annotation, molecular function: calcium ion binding. Gene Ontology annotation, cellular component: membrane.